Condylura cristata (star-nosed mole) is the source of this 1931-nucleotide messenger RNA. It is a transcript of the gene BTBD10, whose product is annotated as BTB (POZ) domain containing 10. The coding region runs from base 204 to 1130 and encodes 308 amino acids. Gene Ontology annotation, biological process: positive regulation of phosphorylation. The transcript is spliced from 8 exons. NCBI's taxonomy places the organism in Eukaryota, Metazoa, Chordata, Mammalia, Eulipotyphla, Talpidae. Gene Ontology annotation, cellular component: cytoplasm. The record is from RefSeq and is a predicted model, not a curated record.
ACCUGCCGGGCGGAUUUGGUAGCUGCUGCCUCCUGACUGGCUGCCUCCACAGACACCGCCGGAGGGAUUCAUUUGGGGGAGAAGCGGAGGCGUCGCUGGCCCUGGCCUUUGCCUAGGUCCUCAGGGGCCACGCAAAGGGGACUAAGGUUAUGGGUGCUACAUGUAUGCUUUCAGAGCUCUAGUGUAAGGAAGCUUGAAGUGGGAUGGCAGGACGGCCUCAUCCUUAUGACAGUAACUCCAGUGAUCCAGAGAAUUGGGAACGGAAAUUGCAUAGUAGACCUCGUAAACUUUAUAAACAUUCAAGUACUCCCUCACGUUUUGCUAAAGGAGUUGUUGACCACACCAAAAUGAGUCUGCAUGGUGCUAGUGGGGGACAUGAACGAUCAAGAGAUAGACGGCGGUCGAGUGACAGAUCACGAGAUUCAUCUCAUGAAAGAACAGAAUCUCAACUCACUCCUUGUAUUAGAAAUGUUACUUCUCCAACACGACAACACCACAUUGAACGAGAAAAAGAUCAUAGUUCCUCUCGUCCAAGCAGUCCUCGUCCUCAAAAAGUAUCUCCAAAUGGUUCCAGUAGCAGUGCUGGGAACAAGAAGCAUGUGACUAUCUUUGUAUCUCCUUGGAUGUUUGGAUCUGGCAGAGAACAUAACUUUACACGUCCUAAUGAGAAAGGAGAAUAUGAGGUGGCAGAAGGAAUUGGUUCCACUGUGUUUCGAGCUAUUCUAUAUACUAGAUUUUUCAAGUACAUUGAAAACAGAGAUGUGGCCAAGUCAGUUUUGAAAGAAAGGGGUCUUAAGAAGAUAAGAUUGGGAAUAGAAGGUUAUCCUACCUACAAAGAAAAGGUAAAGAAAAGGCCUGGGGGCCGACCAGAAGUGAUUUACAACUAUGUCCAAAGGCCUUUUAUUCGAAUGUCCUGGGAAAAGGAAGAAGGGAAGAGUCGACAUGUAGACUUUCAGUGUGUGAAGAGUAAAUCUAUCACCAACCUGGCAGCUGCUGCUGCAGACAUUCCCCAGGACCAGCUGGUGGUCAUGCACCCGACUCCACAAGUGGAUGAGCUGGAUAUUCUCCCCAUCCAUCCCCCUUCUGGCAGCAAUGACCUUGAUCCUGAUGCACAGAAUCCAAUAUUGUGAUGAUGUUUCUUGAAACCAUAGCAUGCUACUAUUCACGGUGACGUUGCACUCUCAUUCUGCACUGCAAGGCCACUCUCUUCAUUGUGAGAUGCACAUAACAAUGUUUAGGAUGUUGCAGUGUGGGCUUUUUUAAAGACCAAAGGUAGCUGAAUGGUUUUUUUUUUUUUUUUUUAAAUAAGUACAACUCUAGCAUCCUGAAGUUCCGGUUAUAUAAAUGUAAUUUGUUUACCAGUAGGUUUGUGAAAUUGGGUCUUUGUAUGGGGGACAGUCCUUUUUCACAUGUCUAGACCUUUUCAGAAAUUGUAGAAGUUGGCAGCUGGGGUAUUUUCAGUCUAGGUAUUUGUCACACCCCAGGUAAAAUGCAGAUUAUAUAGUUGCACUUUAUAAAGGCGGUUAAAUGGAAUUGUUAAAGCCAUUUUUAUAGUUGUGAUGCACAAUAUGUAACUUAAGUGCUUCUCUCAAGUACUCCUUCAGUAAAAAGUAUAGUUUGCUGCCCAUGAUGAGCAGAAAUAUGAGUUUCAUUGGGCUUAUUUGAAUGCUUAUGACAAGAUUCAACUACCCACCUUAUUUAUCUCAGUGCCAUUUUCACCCUUUGAGUCACACGCAGGGAAUAUGAACAUUCAGAGAUGGUUUAUUAUUCAGUCUGCCUUACCCUUAAUCUGUUAACGUAUUUAUUUACUAAUUUUUAUUUUCCGUAAGCGUUAAUGGGAUCGCAAAAUGAAGUGUUGUUCUUCAUUUACUAAAUGAUUGUAAACUCAAGUUUUUCAUCAAAAUAAACUUUCGUUGUUUUAAACUUUCUGA